Molecule: messenger RNA, 189 nt
Organism: Hyalella azteca
Lineage: Eukaryota; Metazoa; Arthropoda; Malacostraca; Amphipoda; Hyalellidae
Exons: 4
Source: RefSeq, a predicted model, not a curated record
GUAUCCUUGGUAUCCUUGAAUUCGAGUAACCAGCAGUUGUUGAAAAAAGUUUUUUAUUUAUAUUAUUAUUAUUUUUCUAUUAGGAAUGUUCAUUUCAACGUUUGUUUAAUACCGUCGACGGCAGAACUCAGAGAAGCUGCGGGGACUGGGCUGGUCGCCAAGUCCUCUGGCUCCCUGGCCAUCCGAUGA